AUGAGAGGCUUGUGCUGGAUCAGGAAAAAGGAAAUUGCAAUUCUUAUCCCAUAGACCGCUACCCGAACGCCAGAAACAAGAUUUUGAACACUACAUUUACUUCUGCUUUUCGCAGUGGGACAUAACAGUGUAUGUUUUUCAUUGAAAAGAGAGAGAAAUUCUUCCGCUUAUCGUGUAUUUUGUUUGCGUUUUGAUCUGUCAUCGAGUUCCACUGAUCGACUGACUUUUAGCAUCCGUGUUACGCCCCGCCGCGGCGUCAUUGUUUCAGAACCCUGGGGUGCUAUAUAGACGAGCCGCACUCACUGCCAAGAUUUGAGCUGUUCUUUGAAAAUCAUUUACAAGAUGGCGACAAGGUUGGACAGAUUAUUUUUAUUGCUGGACACUGGUUCCACCCCAGUCACUCGUAAAGCUGCUGCUCAACAGCUUGGAGAAGUACAGAAACUUCAUCCACACGAGUUGCACAAUCUACUUGCAAAGGUGCAUAUAUACCUGAAAAGUAGUAACUGGGAUACCCGUAUAGCUGCAGGCCAAGCCAUGGAAGCCAUUGUGAAAAAUGUACCACAAUGGACACCAAAUGUAGUGAAGAUUAAAGAAGAAUCUGACACUCCUGACAGCAGCCGUACAUCUACCCCAGUACAAGGCGAUAGGCUUGUAUUUUCUCAAUUUGACAUUGGUAGAAUACUUCAAAGAGGUGCAUUUUUAGCUGGCUCAUCUGGAGCUGAAUAUGACACUGCAAAUGACGAUACAAGUGGUGAUCCCAAAGAAAGGCUUGCUAAACAAAAACGAAUUCUCCAGAAGAGACUUGGACUUGACAUUGGAGGUGGUGCAUUGGGCAUUGAUACUGAGGAGUUAUUUAAUGAUGUUGACUUAGCUUACUCCAUCACAUCGACCUCCUUUGCUCCUACAACCGUCUUAUCACAAGAGAUGUCUGCCAUGCUGAAACCAGGAAUGAGUUCCAGGGAGAAAAACAGAGCUAAACGAAGAGCUAAACUAUUGGCAAAACAGCGAUCGAAAGAGACCGGCGAUAGCAGUGCUACAACGAGUGAAUGUAAAGAUGAUGUAGAACCAGCAUCAAAGAAAUCACGGGGAGCCACGAUUCAUGUUCCAUCACAAUCCACAGCUGACAAACAAAUGGUGGAUCAUGCAGUAGAUAGCGCUACAUUCUAUGAAGAAGUCGGUGAGUGGUCCUUUGCCUCCUUCUGUGAACAGCUUAGCACUGAUUUAUUUAGCCAAUCAUGGGUGAUCAGACAUGGUGCUUGUACUGGACUCCGAGAAGUUAUCAAGGUACAUGGUAGAAGUGCUGGGAAAUCAGCGGAGUAUCCAGUAGACCAGGUAAACUCCUUGAAUCAGUUAUGGUUAGAAGACAUGGCAUUUCGGUUACUCUGUGUGAUGGCAUUGGACAGGUUUGGAGAUUUUGUUUCUGAUGAGGUCGUUGCGCCAGUACGCGAGACAUGUGCUCAAACACUGGGUGUGCUACUACACUAUAUGAAAGUAGAUAGCGUUAACCACGUAUUGGGUAUCUUACUACAGUUACUAUCUCAGCACCAGUGGGAAGUCAGGCAUGGUGGUCUGCUGGGAAUCAAGUACUUACUUGCUGUUAGGAAGGAAAUGACGUCUGAGCUUCUACCAUGUGUUUUGUCAUCUAUAAUCCAAGGUUUACUUGACUUUGACGACGAUGUGAGGGCAGUGUCUGCAGCGGCACUUAUCCCAGUCGCAGAAACACUGAAUUUUUUUAAAACCAAAAAUUGAUGCUUUUUUAAGGUAUCCAUAAUAAUUCAGACGUUGUGGGAUAUUUUAUUGGACUUGGAUGAUUUAACAGCUUCCACCAACACAGUGAUGACAUUGUUAUCAACAUUAUCCAGUAAAGUACCAUGCAGUACCAAUCAAUCUCUGGCUGAAUUAGUCCCGCGACUCUGGCCGUUCUUGAAACACACUAUAUCGUCAGUGAGGAAAGCCGCCUUAGAAACUUUAUAUACUCUUCUUACCAUUAAUGGUAGUCAGAUACCAUGUAGCCAAUGGUUACCACCAAUAUUACAAGAUGCCUUAAGACAUGUUUAUCAGCGCUGUAUACUGGAAGAUAAAGAAGAUAUCUUAGAAUUAGUGGAAAAAGUAUGGUGUACUUUGCUGGACCGAGCACCCAGGGAUUAUUUACUGGCAGCAGCCUGCCCAUGGAUUAGUGCAUGGAUUUGCUUAAUUAUGCAUCCAUCUAGUCUGCCUAUUGAUCCGUGUAUGUUGAUUGAAGCUAAACAUAAAACCAAGGAAAAAUUGAAAGGUAAAUUGUCACCGAGCAAAGAAGAGAAUUACAAGCCAUUGAUUGGCGGAAGUGGCAUUUAUUCAUCGGUUGCCAUGAGAGAUUACGCUGUAAUGCAGAGACGACUCAAGGGAGCAAAAUUAAUCGGUCAGUUGAUCGUGUACAUGACAGAUAGUAGUCUACCAGCUGAGAGUAACGCUUCAGAAUCAGUCGGCCAAUUACUUGCUUUCCAUCUUGACAACAAAUCUGCAUUACAGCGUCUGGCCAUUGGAUUGAUUGUUACUGACUGGGCUAGUAUUACACAGAGUUGUGUAUGUGCAGAUAUAGUCAAGACCAAAUUAUUGGAGGAUUUGACAAGUAAUGUUUAUUUCGAUGAAGUGUCUGCACCUUUUAUGCGGUUACAGACUGAAUGUCAGGUUUUGGUCAAUGCCUGGUGUGAUAUGACCAAAAAUGUACAAAGAAAUACAUUCCCAAAUAUGUUUACUGUGGAGCAAGCCAAUGCUACAUGCCAAGGUAUCCUUAGUCAGUUGCAACAAGUACAUCCACUGAUCAAAUCUCAGCAUCCAAUCAACGAGAAAUGUCAGCAAAUACAAUCAACCAUCUCUGGAAUAAAUACAGAACAGCGGAAACUUAAUAUUAGAGUACAAUCAUCGUUAGCAGGAGCGAUGGUAGCCUUAAAUAACUUACCAGAUAAACUUAACCCUAUUAUAAAACCAUUAAUGGAAUCUAUGAAAAAAGAAUCCAACAAUCUACUGCAGAUGCAUGCUGCUAGAAGCUUAGCCAGACUUCUCCAGCUGUGUGUGGAAAGAACACCGUGUCCAAACCACAAGAUUGUCAAGAAUCUUUGUACCUGCCUCUGUGGAGAUUCUACCCACACACCCAAUGUCAUGGACCCUAUACCAGUGAUUACGCAACCGGAUACUGGGAAUUCUAGUUCUAGCAAUGGAAGUAGGCCCAGUACACCCAGUAAUUGGAGUGGCCAGUGUGAUAAGGCACGGGGAAUUUUGACACUGGUCAAACAACAGCAGGCAGCUAUUUUGAGUACCAUUCCAAAAAGAGGACCACACUCAAGCAAAACUAAAUUUAACAUGAAUGACAUCAAAUUGGAUGAGAUUACAGAAGAUGAUGAUGUCACCAAUCUCCAAGCCAAAUUACAGCGAAGAGGAGCUGGGUACGCUUUAACAACAUUAGUCAAAUAUUUUGGUGAAGAUCUCAUCACCAAACUCAGCAAACUGUGGGAGGCCAUGACAGCAUCUCUUUUUACCCAUAUUCACCCUGAUAAGUUUGAUCCGCAGGCUUUUCAAGAUAAUGACCAAACAGCUCAAGAUUUAGUUAACAGUUUACAAGUAUAUGAAGUAUUGGCUUCAGUUGUACAUAAUAAUUUACAAGAAAAGCUUUUAGAAACACUGCCUCAUUUAUGCAAAUGUCUGGAGUAUCCUUAUACAGCUGUACGAUACAUGGCAUCUAGAUGUAUUGGUGUCCUGUGUAAAGUUGCCAUGGACGACACUAUGAAUUACAUCACUGAAAAUGUCUUGCCACUUCUAGGAGCUUCAGAGAAUGAAGUCAAGAGACAAGGUGCUAUAGAAGCACUCACAAAUAUUAUAGAGAGCCUUGGUUUACACAUUAUACCAUAUAUAGUAUUAUUAGUUGUACCAGUACUAGGUAGAAUGAGUGAUACAGUGGAAAGUGUACGUUUAUUGGCAACGUACUGCUUCGCUACGUUAAUUAGGCUCAUGCCAUUAGAGGCUGGUAUUCCAAACCCUCCAUCCAUGACAGAGACAUUGAUAAAACAGAAAAUCAGGGAAAGAAGAUUUCUAGAACAACUAUUAGAUCCUCGAAAAUUAGACAGUUUUAAAAUUCCAGUUCCAAUCAAGGCUGAACUUAGGAAGUACCAACAGGAUGGUGUGAACUGGCUGGUGUUUCUUAAUAAAUAUAAACUCCAUGGUAUACUAUGCGAUGAUAUGGGCUUGGGUAAGACAUUACAAUCCAUAUGUAUACUAGCAGGGGAUCAUCAUGACAGGAAUAGAAAGUACAAGAAAUCACAUGAUGCAGACUGUGCACCGCUGCCAUCACUUGUUAUAUGUCCACCAACGUUAACAGGACACUGGGUCUACGAAAUUGACAAGUUUGUUUCUCCUAUUUACCUCAAUCCUUUACAUUACACAGGACCGCCAUCAGAGAGAACAAGACUUCGAAACAAGGUAAAGAAACAUAAUCUAGUUGUGGCAUCAUAUGACAUAGUGAGAAAUGAUAUUGACUUUUUCAAAGGCAUUGAUUGGAAUUACUGCAUUCUUGAUGAAGGUCAUAUAAUAAAAAAUGGAAAAACCAAGUUAUCCAAGGCUGUGAAACAACUCAAUGCAAAUCAUAGAGUCAUUUUAUCAGGAACACCCAUCCAGAAUAAUGUACUUGAACUUUGGUCAUUGUUUGACUUCCUGAUGCCUGGCUUCCUUGGUACGGAGAAGCAGUUCGCAGCCAGGUUUGCCAAACCAAUAUUACAAAGUCGAGAUGCAAAGAGCUCUUCACAAGAGCAAGAAGCGGGUGCCUUGGCCAUGGAAGCCUUACAUCGGCAGGUUUUACCUUUCUUAUUACGAAGAUUAAAAGAAGACGUCCUGGAUGACUUGCCUCCUAAAAUUAUACAAGAUUAUUACUGUGAUCUCAGCCCUCUACAGGUGCAGUUGUACGAGGACUUUGCAAAAUCUCGUGCCAAAAAGGGAGUUGAACAUUCCAUAUCCAGCGACAAACCAGAAGAGGCAAGUAAAACCAAAGGAAGCUCACAUGUAUUCCAGGCGCUGCAAUAUCUUCGUAAAGUGUGUGAUCAUCCAUUAUUGGUACUUACACCCAAUCAUCCACUUUAUGAGAGCGUACAUCAAACGUUAACUGAACAGAAGUCAUCGUUACAUAAUAUACAACAUGCACCCAAACUGACCGCUCUCAAACAACUUUUACAAGACUGUGGUAUUGGUGUGAGUAAUUUAACAGGACAGCAGGAUGAGAUAACAGAGUCUGUUGUUGGGCAGCACAGGGUACUGUUAUUCUGUCAACUCAAGAGCAUGCUGGAUAUUGUAGAAAAAGAUUUACUCCAAUCCCAUCUGCCUGAUGUGACUUAUCUUCGCCUUGAUGGAACUGUGCCAGCCGGUAACCGACAUGAGAUUGUACACAGAUUUAACAAUGAUCCCUCUAUAGACAUGCUGUUACUUACUACACAUGUAGGUGGUUUGGGUUUGAAUUUAACUGGAGCAGAUACUGUCAUCUUUGUUGAGCAUGAUUGGAAUCCUAUGAGGGACUUACAGGCCAUGGACAGAGCACACAGAAUUGGCCAGAAAAAAGUGGUAAACGUCUACCGACUGAUUACGAGAGGCACUUUGGAAGAAAAGAUAAUGGGGUUACAGAAAUUCAAGUUGAACAUCGUGAAUACAGUGAUCAGCCAAGAAAACAGCAGCCUUCAGUCGAUGGGUACUGACCAACUGCUUGAAUUGUUUACUGUUGACGCCAGCACAACAAAAACUGCAAAGACGGAGAGGAAGCAAGGAGAAGGAAAGGCUGGAAUGCAUUCAGUGAUGGAUGAACUGGAGGAACUAUGGGAUGGUUCACAGUAUGAAAACGAGUACGAUCUUGGUAAUUUCUUGGACUCGUUGAAUCACUGAAUAUAUGGUAGACACAGGGUAGACAGACACCCACUUCAAAAUGCGAGACUGCGAGAAAGAAACGACUGACAUAGAUGUAAUGUUGUGAGUGGAAAUUUUGUUGCAUGUGCAAGUGGACAAGACAAAAUUACACAUUAUUGGUUGGCCUAGCAACAUGUUACAAAAUUAUGCAGAAUACAAAGGACAUCUGAAUCUGAAUUAUUGCAGAUUGAGCUUAAAAACACAUUUACAAGUCAUUUGUAACGAUGAGCAAA
This is a messenger RNA of Saccoglossus kowalevskii, 6149 nucleotides long. Its product is annotated as TATA-binding protein-associated factor 172-like. NCBI's taxonomy places the organism in Eukaryota, Metazoa, Hemichordata, Enteropneusta, Harrimaniidae. The record is from RefSeq and is a predicted model, not a curated record. Gene Ontology annotation, molecular function: ATP binding; TBP-class protein binding; ATP hydrolysis activity.